Messenger RNA from Lathyrus oleraceus (garden pea), 709 nucleotides. Its product is annotated as protein ENHANCED DISEASE RESISTANCE 2-like. The transcript is spliced from 9 exons. The record is from RefSeq and is a predicted model, not a curated record. The coding region runs from base 167 to 709 and encodes 180 amino acids. Lineage: Eukaryota; Viridiplantae; Streptophyta; Magnoliopsida; Fabales; Fabaceae.
GGAAGGAUGGUUAUACCUUAUACGCUGUAACCGUUUUGGACUUCAGUUUUCGCGUAAGCGUUACUUCGUUCUCGAUCAUCACCUUCUUCGUAGCUUCAAAUCCGUUCCCAAUUCCGACGAUCAGGAUCCUGUUAGAAGUGCUAUUGUGGAUUCGUGUAUUCGUGUAAUGGAUAAUGGAAGGGAGAGUAUUAACAGAAAAGUGUUUUUCAUUUUCACACUAUAUAACACUUCGAAUCAUAAUGAUCGAUUAAAGUUAGGAGCGAGCCGUCCUGAAGAAGCAGCGAGAUGGAUUCAAUGCUUUCAUGAAGCGUCUUUGAAGGGUGCCCCAGAAGAUAUAGGAUGUUCCAAGAGGAAAUGGCAGUCUUAUAGCUUAAGUGGAUCUUCCAGUAGAAAUCACCAAAAUUCUAUAGACUGGACACUCUCUUCUUCUGAUGUUAUUGCCCCAUCACCUUGGACAAUCUUUGGCUGCCAAAAUGGUUUACGACUAUUCAAGGAAGCAAAAGAUAGGGAUUCUGGUGGGAAGAAACGAGAUGAUCAUCCCGCAAUAAUGGCUGUUGGUGUGGUAGAUGGAACUUCAGAAGCCAUUUUCCAGACUCUUAUGGCACUUGGUCCUUCAAGAUCCGAAUGGGAUUUCUGUUUUUCCAAGGGGAGUGUAGUUGAGCACCUAGAUGGUCACACCGACAUUAUUCUUAAAAGUAAUGUAUGCUGA